UCUGUCUGUCUGAUGGAAAGUUCGUCUGCCAAUGACGUGCUGUCUGCUGUGUUUCCAAUCCAAACCAAAAUAACUUAACCUAGAAUGUAACUGGGACCGCCCGUAUAUCUACAUUUAUAAUUUUAGAACGUUUGUGAUUUUUGUAAAGUUUUUUGAGUUUUGUAAAGUGCAGUGAUGGCCCCAAAUAAGAAACAAAAAUCUUCAUCUCUUAAUGAUUUUUUCUCACGAUUUAAAGUCACAUGGAAGAAAUGUUGUUCUUGGAACUAUGCAAUAUCAUUACUACUAGAUCCACGAAAUUUUCUGAUCGUAUCUGUGCUAUUAUUCAUUUUUGAAAUAUUAGUCAAUCUAAUAGUAAUAAGACACGUAAAGUACACUGAAAUUGACUGGGUUGCUUAUAUGCAGGAAGUUGAAGGUGUAAUAAAUGGGACUCUUGACUAUAGCAAACUGAAAGGUGAUACUGGACCUUUGGUGUACCCAGCAGGUUUUGUUUAUUUUUUUGGACUAUUGUAUUUUUUGACAGAACAUGGUACAAAUAUUAGACUCGCUCAGUACAUUUUUGCUGCUUUUUACUUAAUCUUAUUAGCGUUAGUAUUUCGUAUCUACUACAAAACCAAGAAAGUGCCUCCCUAUGCUAUACUCCUAGCAUGUUGUACUUCGUACAGGAUUCAUUCCAUAUUUGUACUUCGAAUGUUCAAUGAUGGUGUUGCGGUCAUGCUUGUUUUUGCCGCUUUAAACUUAUUCCUGGACAAUAGAUGGACCAUAGGAAGCAUAUUCUACAGCCUUGCUGUAUCCGUAAAAAUGAACAUUCUAUUGUUUGCCCCGGCUUUACUAAUAGCUUAUUACUUUUCUCUUGGUGUAAAAGGAACAAUCAAACAACUUACCAUUUGUGGCUUCAUUCAAGUGUUAUUGGGCUUACCUUUCCUAUUUACAAACCCUUAUUCCUACAUUAAAGGUUCUUUUGACUUAGGCCGUGUGUUUCUACAUCAGUGGACUGUAAAUUGGAGAUUUUUGCCAGAAGAAUUAUUUGUUAACCGAUACUUUCACAUUUUGCUUCUAAUAAUUCAUUUGACAUUGAUAUGUGCAUUUAUAAAUUCAUGGAAAACCUACCUCAGCAGCUUUGCCACACUGAAGAUAAUAGAAGAUGAUGUCAAGCCGCAGCUGAAGAAAAGGAAAGAACGUGUCAACAUGGACACUAGUUCACAGUUGUUUAUCUUACCAUUAUUUACUUGCAACUUUUUAGGUGUAGCUUGUGCUCGCUCAUUACAUUACCAGUUUUAUGUAUGGUACUUUCACACUUUGCCUUAUCUUCUUUGGUCUACUCCGUACACUCCAACAUGGAAACUUAUUAUAAUGGGUGUGAUUGAGUUAUGUUGGAAUACUUAUCCCUCAACUAUACUCAGUAGUGCUGCUCUUCACGUUUCACACAUAGCAAUAGUGUUUGGUUUGUUCAGAGCAAAGUAUAAAAAAUCUUAAAUUGCUAAACCGGUGUUGUACAUUUAUCAGGAAUUACAACUGAAAGAGUGGUCUGUAUUUCUCUAAGGCUGCGUUUACACGAGGCCUGUUGGAGGGCAGGGUAGGUGUACUUGCCUUUAGGUGACUUGAAAAUUAGAGGCAAGUAACCUGCCUAGGCUUUACUGGCUUUGUGUAAACGGGGCUUUAGGAAGAAUAUGGAAAACAUUUCUUGUAGCCUAUUUAAAUUAAAUCAAGACUGUAGAGUUCAAGACUAUGAUGAUGAGGUAAGUUCUUGAUACUCCAAAAUCAUUUUUAGAAUUACUGCAGGCCCUGGAAUUACAUAGCGACCUGGAUUAACUUUAUUUAUAUUUGGUAAAUAAAAUAAUAUGUAGUUGGCUGGUUAAAAUGUAUGUGGCCUAUAACUUCAUGAAUGAUAGCAAUAUAUAUACUUUUCUUUUACAAAUUAAAAUACCGGUAUGCUAAAAAAGGUAAAAAAGUGUACAGUAAGAAGUUAGUGACAAUGGCUGCACUUUAACUUACUUUACGUCCUACACCUAAUACAAUAACUAUGAAAACAUUAGGUAAAGUUUUAACUGUGAUGUGGAAGUGCCUUAUACCGAGGCCUAAUAUUUCACCACAUAGUUUUUCGCCCCUUUUUUAUAAUGUGCUUUGUUUUAUAAUAUGCGUGAGUGUACAUAAUUUAAUACUUGUAAGAAUUUAAAUGCAAAUCUAGUCAAUUCACAAGAAGGAUAGGUUAUGAGCAACAUUAUCAUUGUUUGCCAACAACAAAUUAUUAUAUAUAAGUGGAACCAUACAAUUUGUAUCCAGCCACUCAAAUCUGAUACACUAGAUUUUUUAAAACAAUGACAUUGCCUAAAACAGUGAAUACAUUGUCUUUAAUGUAGAAUGUUUCAGCCCUUUUUUUAAGGAUCAAAUUACAACAUAGCAUUAGGCUAUCCGGUAGGCUUAAUUUAACUAAGCGCCAAAAGUAUCCAGACAAUGCUGGAAUUGUGUAGAAAAUAUUCCCAAUAAAAAAAUAAAUGUAAUCAGUUACAAAUGUAUAACACUUUUUAUUAAACUCCGUUGUUAAUAAACUAGAAUAUCCGACAGUCUCAUGUGCUUCUGCACAAUUCUUAACAGUAGUCUUUUCAUUUAUUAUAUUUUAUAAAGACAUUUUGUUUAAAAUAUGUUAUGAUUGUAAAUAUUGAGUACCUAGUUACCGGUACAGUAGCUACUGAGUUUAUUGUUUUCUUGACCCUUUUUUCUUCCUGCAGCCCUUCGAUUCCUCAUCUGAUUAUCUGAACUUUUUAGCACCACCACAACAAAGUGUUCCUUAACCCGCGGUAUAUGAAUUUGGGUUUUGUACAAAAUAAACCAAUGUUUUCAUUUAAGAAAAAAUAUCUUAGAAUUAUUGUUUGUAGACUACCACUGUUUGUACUAUUUGUAUAGUGUGAUUAUGUAUAAUAUUCACAAAUUUAUGUAGAAAAUUAACAAUAAAAUUAUU
Macrosteles quadrilineatus (aster leafhopper) is the source of this 2956-nucleotide messenger RNA. Its product is annotated as lethal(2)neighbour of Tid protein-like. Bases 175 to 1473 code for a protein of 432 amino acids. Gene Ontology annotation, molecular function: dol-P-Man:Man(5)GlcNAc(2)-PP-Dol alpha-1,3-mannosyltransferase activity. Lineage: Eukaryota; Metazoa; Arthropoda; Insecta; Hemiptera; Cicadellidae. The transcript has a single exon. The record is from RefSeq and is a predicted model, not a curated record. Gene Ontology annotation, cellular component: endoplasmic reticulum.